UGCUCCUGCCCUAGCCCCCAGGGCCUCUCAGUCUCUAUCCUGCUCCGAAAGUGUUUGCACAGUGGGAUAAGGACAUCGUUCACUCGUCCAAAUCCUACUAGGGCAAUAUAGAGGGUCACUCGUUCCUCAAUUCGGCCAUCCGUCAAUUCAUUUUUUCGACGGCUGUUUUCCUGGUUACGCUCGUUCAGACGACUCCAAUUCUCAUUCUACCAAUUGUUCCAUCAAUUGCGGAUUAUCGUGAGAUACCAAGACAAAGGCGGAAAGGAUGUUUCUGGGAAAAAAAGGUGGUGGGGUGGUUAGUAGGCUAGCAACGGCUUUUGGGCUAGUGUUGCUUCUUGCGAACCAGGCGGGGGCUACAAACUGCAACAAUACCGUCACACGGGAUUACACAAAGACCGUCACGGCAACCAUCACUAGCGGGUGUGGAGGGCAUGGCGAGCCUUCUUGUCCGCAGGUUACUGUGACUCGGGGAUGUGGUGGAUAUGGUGAAUCCGCGUGCCCGACCGUGACAGUAACCAAAGGAUGCGGUGGAUAUGGCGAACCCAGCUGCCCGACUGUCACAAAUACGGUUACCACGACUGCUACUACAACUGGGACUCGGGGAUGUGGUGGCUGGGGAGAGCCAUCUUGCCCGGUGGUUACAGCCACAGCAACAACAACGGUCACCACUACGAGGGGAUGCGGUGGCUACGGAGAACCGUCUUGCUCGGUGGUCACAGCCACAGCUACAAUAACAGUUUCCACCACAAGAGGAUGUGGCGGCUGGGGAGAACCGUCUUGCCCAGUGGUUACAGCCACAGCAACAGCAACGGUUACAAGUACCACUACGAGGGGAUGCGGUGGUCACGGUGAGCCCUCUUGCCCGGUGGUUACCGAGACAACCACCCAAACCGUUGUGAUCAGCUCAACAUUCACUUCAACCCUAUCCGUCCCAACCACCAGCACGCGUACUGAGAAGACUACGGAGAGCACCACUGCUACUGCUACCUCCACACGCUCUCUCACGACUACGGCAUGGUCCACCACCACUUCAGUAGUUACCACUACGUAUACCUUGCCCGCCUCGACCAUCACCAAGGAUGGGACGACUGUCUACCUCCCGGGGACGACCGUAGUCUCCUCCUAUACAACCACAUACAGCACUACGGCCACUGCGACGGCCACCGCAACGACUACUAAGCACACAACUAAUCUUACCACCGGCACAGCGACGUAUACCACCACGGCCACUUCCAAGAUCCCGGUAUACAUCACAACGGUCACCACUUCUUUUGUCCCGACAACGAUUGAAAAACCGACAACCAUUAGCAAUACUCUCAUUACAAGCGUGUUUAUCACUACAAGCUACCCUGUGACGAGAACUGUUACCUCCACUUCUACCUCCACUUUGACCACGAGCACGACAUCCCUUAGUACCAUAACCGAGAGAUACAUGAGCACCACGACCCAACUGUCAUUGAUCACUGCUACUUUCACUCGCGAUGUUACUGUGAUUAGCCCCACAACCAUCAUCUCCGAGACAACCAGGGUGGUACCCACAACGAUUACGCAACCCGGGACAACCAUCAUUAGCAGCGUUACUAUCACAGACCGUACAAGCAUUACUGCCACAGUUACAACCAGUUUCAGUACCACCGUUCGGUCCACCAUCACAAACACCGCCACCACCACAACCUCGUUGUUCUUCACCACUAUCCUGCCAGGGACCACUGUUGUUCAAACCCUCCCACCGGUGACGACCGUACUGACUCUCCCUGAUGUUGUGACUACGAUCACUGCGCCUGGUAAAACCGUGAUUAGCACUCUCCCCGGGGUUGUGACUGCAACUACUCUUCCGGGGGUUGUUACCACCAUCACUUCUCCUCCGAUCACCACAACCGUCCAGCUUCCUAGAAUUUCUGCUACUGUUACUAAGACUCUGCCUUGCACUGCUCGUGCAGCGCCUACCGAACCGUCUAUAAGUGUUCCCAAGGAUUAUACAUGGGGUUGUGCACCUGGCUACAUAUGCAAUCCCAAGGACCGUUGUGAUACCGAGCCUCCCCCAGCCCCCGGGUAUCUCUGUAAGCCUAACGAGUGUGUGGUUGCUCCGCUACUUUGCCCGUACCCCGACGAUUGGGGCAGAAACUACACUUCCAAGAAGAUUGGAACUUCGCUGAUUCAGCCACCUUACUAUCCUCUUGACCCAGCGAUGUUUGGUCUGGACUGGUCCAUCUUUUCGAACUUAGAGCGCAAGGGCGUUGAGAAUGGUGUUACCAUGAUUAAGAGGCAGAGCGGUACCGGGCCUUCUCCAUGCUACGAUGAGUGCGACGCUGCCAAUAGGAAUGCCCAGAACCUCGGAAAGACCGAGAGACUUUGCGCAUCUAACUCUCCCUUCAAGGAGGCCCUCCGCAAUUGCCGGCGGUGUUACAGCUUCUUGGCCCAGCAGAACCCACAACAGUUGCUUGCUGCCACUGUUGAACCUACUUACAAACCGUUCGAGGACUACUGUAAUGCUAACUUCCCUGAAACUACCUCAAGUGUCACUUCCCGGACAAGUGUGCAAGCGCUAUCGCAGGUUGCCUCUUCUUCUUCCACGCCACUUCGUAGUACUUCAAGCCCUACUGCACCUGCGUCCCCAAGUAGUUCUCCAAAUUCAUCUUCAGGACCAGUUUCUACAGUAGCCCCAGCUUCUUCAUCUGUGACGACCACUAUGGCUGCCCCCACCGCCACCACAUCUACCCCCUCUUCCUCUCGCCCCCCUACCCCACCUACUUCCUCGUCUUCGCCAUCAGUAGCAGUGAGUGUCUUAAACACAGGUAGCUCUACUUUGGUGACUUCAUCAAGUCUCGUCCUCUCUGGCUCUGUAUCGGUCCCUGCAUCUGGUUCAUCUUCUCCUUCCUCUCCUACUAAUACUGGAUCUGGAUCACCAUCGUCGUUGCCACCAUCCCCGGCAGUCGAUGGUUCGAGUUCAUCCCGGCUAUCGUCAGCUGUGGUUGGCGCCAAUACUGCCUCUUCUGGGACGGUGACCUCGACGGGUCCUGCUGUCAGCUCGACCACACCAAUAAUCCCAGGAGGCGGAAACGCUACUUCAACGUCCAACAUGCCACCCAUUAAUACUGGCGGUGCCUCAUCGGUUUCUCCGGUGAGCUCUUGGGCGCUGGCCACAGCCGCCCUGCUCUUGGGUAUAUGGACUCUCUUCUAAUCUCCCCCUAUCCUGACAUUUGGGCCUUCCGUAUAUCAUUGCAUUAUCAUUAGUUAUGGGAUUGGACUUGGAUAUGGGGAAGAAGAUAAAAAUAUGGGUGUUUUCUUUCCUUAUUUUCUCGUUGAUUGCGCCUCCUGAUUUUCAUAUUAUACAUGGUGUCUCGUAUUGGGGCUAGUUAAUGUCUGGUGGGAUGUGUGCGUAUGUGGAGGAUUCCAUUCGUCUGAAUUCUUUUUAAAUCCUUAUGUGGAGGACAAUGGUACGAAGCCUUCAUGAGUUCAGUAAUCAUGAAGGCGCAACGGUGGUAUUUUUUAAUGACUCUUCUUUGUUGGCUUAUGGCUACGUUACGAUCUUUGAGACGAUAUGUAUGGCACCUAUCACGAUAGCAAGAAAAAAAAGCAAGGGAGGAGUGGCGAAUCGAAUUGUGGCCUGAGACCAGAUUGGAGAGUG
Messenger RNA from Tuber melanosporum (Perigord truffle), 3628 nucleotides. RefSeq lists its product as uncharacterized. The transcript is spliced from 4 exons. NCBI's taxonomy places the organism in Eukaryota, Fungi, Ascomycota, Pezizomycetes, Pezizales, Tuberaceae. Bases 266 to 3181 code for a protein of 971 amino acids. The record is from RefSeq and is a predicted model, not a curated record.